AUGCGCCCUACACGCGUAACCAAGGCUAAAUUGUCGGCCGAAUCAAUUCCGAAAUUCAACUAUCAAGCAGAAUACCCGCUGCAUUAUUUUGAGACAGCAGCGGGGGCUUCCGGAGUUGAGGAAUAUUACUACCUUCCUCCAGAUGGAACAUGCACAAAAGACUAUUCUCGCCACAACGGCGGCCGCGACAGACCGACAGUCGUAGAGCUUGCAAGCACUUUGAUUCCGAAGGGUGAAACGAUGUCUUCAUGUCGGUCAGCUAACAGUUCGGACCCAAAGUAUCGUCCUAUCAGUCAUCCGUGGCUCGGCGAUACUACUGAGGUGAAAUAUUCAGGAACACCGGUCUGUCCCCAUGAUCUAAAUCAGCGUAGGCUGGAAUUUCGGACGCGUCUGGAUGCGCAGUUGGCAACCGGCAUUUGGCUAAUACUGGGUCAUGAUUGGCUGUUGGGUUCAGACUUUCGACCAAUCGGAUCUCGUCUUGAGGCCGGACCGUCCCACGAUACAAAGAAUACUUCCUCAGAGAGACCCACGUCUUUCGGUCUUUGGACUGUGUCAGGACGCGCCCAGACAGAAGAAAAAGUACAUGUGCAGAGAGUGACGCAUCUUCAAGGUCACUAUCGCUACGACACGUCCGGAGAGUAG
This is a messenger RNA of Opisthorchis viverrini, 642 nucleotides long. RefSeq lists its product as hypothetical. The record is from RefSeq and is a predicted model, not a curated record. NCBI's taxonomy places the organism in Eukaryota, Metazoa, Platyhelminthes, Trematoda, Opisthorchiida, Opisthorchiidae. The coding region runs from base 1 to 642 and encodes 213 amino acids. The transcript is spliced from 5 exons.